CCACGUCGACUGGCACACUCGCCAUAUUUUCAAUCCUGUGCACCCCGCAGCCCGGUGUUACUACUAAGUGGAGCAGGAGAAGCUUUCGUAGAAGGAAGCAUAAAACCGUGAAACUAAGAGAGAAAAGGAACAGCUGCGUGAGCCCCAUUGCCUUUUCAUUCUGCAAACAUGAACAUCUUCAGAUUGACAGGCGACCUCUCUCAUCUGGCUGCUAUCAUCAUCCUGCUCCUGAAAAUAUGGAAAAGCAGGUCAUGUGCAGGUAUCUCCGGAAAAAGCCAGAUUCUCUUUGCUCUUGUGUUCACCACACGCUACUUGGAUCUCCUCACCUCUUUCAUCUCACUCUAUAACACUUGCAUGAAGGUGAUCUACAUUGGUUGUUCGUAUGCCACGGUGUACCUGAUCUACAUGAAGUUCAGGGCCACCUACGAUGGCAACCAUGACAGUUUCAGAGUGGAGUUCCUGGUUGUUCCAGUUGGUGGUCUUGCUGUUCUCAUCAACCAUGAUUUCGCUGUCCUUGAGAUCUUGUGGACAUUCUCCAUUUACCUGGAGUCGGUGGCAAUUCUACCCCAGCUUUUCAUGAUCAGCAAGACCGGUGAGGCCGAGACCAUCACCACCCAUUAUCUGUUCUGCCUGGGGAUGUAUCGAGCCCUCUACCUCUUCAACUGGAUCUGGCGCUUCUACUUUGAGGGCUUCUUUGACAUGAUUGCCAUAGUGGCUGGGGUGGUCCAGACUGUCCUCUACUGUGACUUCUUCUACCUUUAUGUCACUAAAGUGUUGAAAGGCAAGACGCUGAGCCUGCCAGCAUAGAAAGCACAGGAGGCGGCGGCGACGACUCCCAGCAGACUCAGGGGGUGCGGAGAUGACGACAUGGAAUCUCGUGACCUAUAGCAAAGGAUGUCUGAAACAGAGAGCCAACUAACGGGGAAAAACACUAGUCUUCUAGAUGACUUCUGAUGGAACUGGUAAAUGCCAACAAACACCAGAGCUGAACAAAGAUCUUCCCAGGUCAACCAUUGGAUUUCUGUGUUCAGCAUCUUGCCUUAAACAUCUUUUCAUUGCUGUUCAAAUAGGAGGAAAGGCUUUUUUCUACAUAUGUUUUUUUUUUUUUUUUUUUUUUUUUUUACAUUUUUUUAAUAUCACAAAUAGGGUUGACUCUGAGAAGUACCUUGUUUGACUUGGUAAUGAAAUGCACAAAUGUACAGUCUUAUAGCGUGAGAUAAAGAGUAAUGUAUCGGAGUGCCUGAUGAGGUUUAUGGCCAUUGUCUCACAGUAUUUUUUUUUUUUUUUUUUUUUACUUCAGGAUUGUUUUGCCUUGUUAAUUGUAUACAUAUAUUACAUGUACCUUCUCGAGAACAUUUUAAAGAGGCCAACGCAAACAUUGAUUUUUGUAAAAACAAUAAAAUUGCUCUGAACAAGAUUUUAAAAAUGUUACUCUCUUCACAUUAUCCAAAUGUUUUUGUAAAUGGAAGUCCUUGAGUUAAAGCAGUAACUGAUAAAAUACCUGACUUUGACGCCAGCAACAAUUUUGUCAUUAGUGUCAGUAUUUUCAAUUCAUGGCUGUCUUAUAUAAACUUCUCAUGUGAUCUUGCUAAUUGCAUUAAAGAUACUGAAAUGCACCAGUGUUCUAUAGCUUUAAUAUAGAUUUCACACCAUUUUAAGUCCUGUUACAUCUUGUUUUGGAUGUAGAUAGAGCACACACUUUGUUUCAGCUACAGCACCUCAGUAACAAAUACAUGAACACUAAAGUCAGAGUAAGGCAAUAAUGAAAAAUUAUGAUGAACGUGUAACAUAUCGGGACAAAUAAUGCUGAAAAUCUGUAGAUGUUGAACUGACUGAAUAGUUAAUUAUGUCCAGAGUGUAAAGAAUGACAAAAAAUGUGACUUAAGGAGAUCAUGUUUUCAGUGGGUGCAUUUUAUUAAACUUAAAGGUCUCUUCUUAACUGCAACUCUUCCCAGUAGUCAUUCCUAAAAGAUUUCAACUUUUAAUAUCUUUUUUUGCAUGAUAUCACCUCCAUUAAAGAUUUUAUGAGAACCAC
Molecule: messenger RNA, 2035 nt
Organism: Sphaeramia orbicularis (orbiculate cardinalfish)
Lineage: Eukaryota; Metazoa; Chordata; Actinopteri; Kurtiformes; Apogonidae
Product: ER lumen protein-retaining receptor 2-like
Exons: 5
Coding region: 169-807 (212 amino acids)
Biological process (GO): protein retention in ER lumen
Cellular component (GO): membrane
Molecular function (GO): ER lumen protein retrieval receptor activity
Source: RefSeq, a predicted model, not a curated record